Wyeomyia smithii (pitcher-plant mosquito) is the source of this 1727-nucleotide messenger RNA. It is a transcript of the gene sinu, whose product is annotated as claudin domain-containing protein 1. NCBI's taxonomy places the organism in Eukaryota, Metazoa, Arthropoda, Insecta, Diptera, Culicidae. Gene Ontology annotation, biological process: regulation of tube size, open tracheal system; septate junction assembly. Bases 165 to 890 code for a protein of 241 amino acids. The transcript has 4 exons. Gene Ontology annotation, cellular component: membrane; septate junction. The record is from RefSeq and is a predicted model, not a curated record.
UGGUAGCAGUGCCUGCCGCGGUCAGUCCGGUUUCAGCGCCUAGGUAUUGGAGGCAACAGAGGCCACAGAUCUUUCACCACCGCGAAGUGCUCAGUUAGCGCGAGGGGUUUGGAGGGGACUGUCUACGUUUUUAUGUUUCAUUCGAGUCUUUUCUCACCGUGUAAAUGCAAGCGAAUUCGGAACUGAUAUCUGGGCGUGCCAAGACAGUUGAGAUUGCCAUGAUGAAGCGCCGUUCGUUGGCUGGGAACUGCGGAGUGGGAGUGUUCGUGAUUGCCCUGGUCACGGUGCUGGUCGCCUUUGCGACGCCAAGCUGGCUGGUGAGCGACUAUCGCAUCACCGGAGCGAAGCUGGAUCGGCUUGGCCUGUGGACGCACUGUUUCCGCUCGCUGCCGGAUGUGAAUGACGAUUAUCAGCGGCGGUUCUUCGUUGGCUGCCGGUGGGUGUACGAUCCGUUCACCAAGGGCUACGACGAGAUACGAGGAUUCCUGAUACCGCCUUUUAUGGUUGCUACACAAUUUUUCUACACGCUGUGUGCGAUUGGAGUACUGCUGUCGAUGAUCCUGGUUUUGCUGUUCUUCCUAUGUGCCGGUCCAGAUCAGAAGUUUUUCGUUAAGUUAAUCAGGACAAUCGGUUACUUAACACUGGCGGCCGGAAUCUGUGGUGGCAUCGGCGUCAUCGUGUUCGCCGUGUUUGGCAAUAAGGACAAGUGGAUGCCAGAGCACGCCAACAAUUGGUUCGGUUGGUCCUUCAUUCUGGCUUGUAUCGGUGCGGUUGCAUGCGGUGUCGCGUCGUCUCUGUUCCUGACGGAAGCGCACGUGCAAGCACGGAAGCGAAGACAGCUGAAGGAAUCGCAAACCCGAUUCCAGAUUGACAGUGAAUCGAAAGCUUAGUCUAGUUUCGGGCGAAAUUGCUUUUCCAACCAGCGAAACGCGCACAUCAUAAGCUGGUGGAGAAGAAAUCCAACAGUACAAUCCGGAAUGUGUGAAAUGCCUUUUAUUAUCGAAAGUUACGAAUCUCGACAAACAUAUUUUUAUCUAUACACAAGGAAAAUGGUUGAAUCUGUAAAUAUGAUCUAAAACUAGUUUAGCGUUCAAUUAACACAUUCAGCUAUUUUUCCACCAAUCUCUCGUACUAAUCGAAACGCGAUGCCGUCCACACAUUUAGCAGUUAAACCUUUACGUUAGACGUUUUACUUUACACCGUUGAAUGUAAAUAACUUUUGAACGAAACAUUCCAGCAGAACAUUGUGGUCAAGCUUGCUGCUUCUUGCAUUAUGUACCUUUCUAGUAAAUUCCAAACCUUGAAUGCCAAAUUAGAUCGAUAGAGAACACCGAAUCCGGACGCGAAUCUGUUUAUUUUAGGCAAACUUGAAGCGCAAAUGUCUUUUGCAUGGUAUUUUUCAUUUUUAAUUUCAACCGUUUUCGUUUUUAUUUCAACCGCGAUCCACUGUGUUUGUGUGGAUCGUUGUGCUGCCUUCAUUAAGAUAAACCAAUUAAGUAACGAUUUGAGCAAUGGCGCAAGAAUCAUUCUUCCUAGGGUAAGUAAAAUUUACAUAGGAAGCUAUCGAAUCGAAGUGGUGUAACUGUAAUUGGCUCAUUGCUAGGCAAAAAAACUAUGUUUUAGAGUGAUCCGCGCUAGCGGAUUUCUUUUAGCGUAAGCAUUUUUUUAGGGUUAAGAAAAAGUAAUUUUUACUGAAGAACAUUUCAACUAAUAAACAUUAAACGGAA